This is a messenger RNA of Choloepus didactylus (southern two-toed sloth), 1014 nucleotides long. It is a transcript of the gene STARD6, whose product is annotated as StAR related lipid transfer domain containing 6. The coding region runs from base 200 to 877 and encodes 225 amino acids. Gene Ontology annotation, molecular function: lipid binding. The transcript has 8 exons. The record is from RefSeq and is a predicted model, not a curated record. Lineage: Eukaryota; Metazoa; Chordata; Mammalia; Pilosa; Megalonychidae.
GCCAUCUCAAUAUUGGUUUAUGUUUAUUUUCCUCUGACCGAAUCUGUGAAGAUAUCCUUGACCUUUACUCCAUCUGAAUAUGAACCAGCUCAUCCGAAGUUGUAUCAACAGGUUAAAAGAGAUGGAGAUCUCCACAAGGAUUCAAAGAAGAGUCCCAGUGGUUAUUAAAAUUCUGCAUUAGAUCUUUUAGAAAAGAUAGAUGGACUAUAAGGCAAUUGCCGAGCAAACUGCCCAAGAAGUUUUAGGUUACAGUCAAGAUACAUCAGGCUGGAAAGUGGUUAAAAUUUCAAAAAAGAUAACUGUUUCCGGCAAGGCUUCUGAAAAAUUCAAUGGAAAAAUAUAUCGUGUUGAAGUGAUAAUUCCAGAAUCAGCAUGCAAAGUAUCUGAUUUCCUUUUCCGACCUGAUAACAGACUUACGUGGGAUAAAUCAUUGAAAGCAUACAAAACAGUACAGAGGAUUGAUUCGGACACAGUCAUAUGUCAUACCAUUACACAAAGUUUUGCCAUGGGCUCAAUUUCCCCCCGAGAUUUUGUCGACUUAGUAUACUUCAAGUGCUACGGAGGGAAUGUUAACAUUAUCAGUUCUGUUAGUGUGGAUUUUCCACUGUAUCCUCCAUCUUCAAAUUACAUCCGUGGUUAUAACCAUCCUUGUGGCUAUGUAUGUUCACCUCUUCAAGGGAACCCAGCAUAUUCCAAACUAGUGAUGUUUGUCCAGACAGAAAUGAGAGGAAAAUUGUCCCCAUCAGUAACUGAAGCAACCAUGCCUUCUAACUUAGCAAGCCUCAUCAUAAACGCAAAAGAAGGAAUAAAGGCCCUGAAGACAUCUGGACAUGAAUGCAGUCAUAGGGGUCAUCCGUCAUUCACAAAGAAGAAAUGAGGCUGUUUUCCUCUAAGGUCAUGUGUAGCAGUUACUGCAGUUUACCGUGAAAGCAUAAAUACUGUUAAACUACUCUAGACAGUAUUCUUGUACAUAUUACUGCAGGUACCUGGUGAAAAUAAGAACUCAUAGUUAUA